AUGCGCGCCCAGGCAGCCGCCCCCCAUUACCGGGCACUAUUAGAUCCAGAUCCCGAAGAUGCUGACGACGAGCGCUCCUUCUCCGACAUCGGGGAAGACGAGUACCGUUCACGUUCACACCGAGCUCAAAUGCCCCAGUUUCCCGGCCAAGAUGUGCGAUCCACGUCCAGAAAGGAGCUGAUGGGCUGGUACUCGUACGCAUGGGCUGCAGAGGUAUUUGUAGUCUGUGGCGUAGGCUCCUUUAUACCUGUCACCCUUGAACAGCUUGCUAGAGACAAUGGACAUUUGCUCUCCGACAAGUCCUUACGGUGCGGAGAUUCAACAGGGCCUGAUAUUGGCCUCGGUCCUGGCACAGAUAUCUUCUCAGAUGGUUCGCCUUCAGAUCAGUGCGUGAUAGACAUCUUGGGCUGGCAGAUGAAUUCUGCUUCUUUUGCAAUGUAUACAUUUUCUUUAUCUGUCCUACUUCAAUCCCUCAUAAUAGUUUCCAUGUCUGGAGCCGCAGAUCACGGAGCAUACAGGAAGCGUCUACUACUGGUCUUUGCCUUUUUUGGUAGUGCGUCUACCAUGAUGUUCAUCACGGUGACGCAGAAGUUUUAUCUUUUCGCGGCUGUGUGGGCAAUCUUUGGUAACAUUGGCUUUGGAGCCUCAUUUGUGUUGUUGAAUGCCUUUCUUCCCGUGCUUGUACGGCAGCACCCGAAGUUGCUCUAUGCAGAGACCCCCAUCACCGCUUCGCCGGUCAUCAGAACACCAGAUAGCGAGGAGGAUUAUUUAUUACGUGGAAACUCACCGCAACCAAACCUAGAUAUUCCCGGCAUAAUAGUUGAGGACACGAGAGGGAAGAGUAGCCCAUCUUUAAUACUAAGCAGCCAAAUCAGCAGCUAUGGGAUAGCAAUUGGCUACACUGCUGCAGUUAUACUUCAAAUAUUUGCAAUUAUCCUUGUUCUCUUGACGGGGUCCACAACCUGGUCCUUGAAGCUCGUGCUGUUUUUCGUAGGGUUUUGGUGGUUUAUGUUCACCAUUCCUACAGCUAUGUGGAUAAGACCUCGGCCUGGCCCUCCACUACCAGAAUUACCCAUGGAAGACAUGAAUGGAAGCGCGUUGACAGGGCUGCUAGAAGGCAAUCGUAGCUGGUGGGGCUACAUCAAGUACGCCUGGAAGGGACUGUACAAGACAAUUAGAAGAGCGCGGAGAUUGAAAGACAUCAUGCUUUUCCUGGCGGCGUGGUUCUUAGUCAGUGACGGUGUAGCUACAGUUAGCGGCACGGCGGUUUUGUUCGCGAAGACUAAUCUCAAAAUGAAACCUGCUGCGCUGGCCUUUAUAUCAGUUAUCUCUACUGUCUCCGGUGUUGGCGGUGCUUUCGCAUGGCCUCGUAUCGCUGAGGUCUUCAAGAGGACCCCAAGUCAGACUAUCCUCAUCUGCUGCAUGGUAUUCGAGUUGAUCCCGCUAUAUGGUCUCUUGGGUUUCAUUCCUGCGGUUCAAGAGUCUGGGUUUGGCGGGUUGACGAGCCCAUGGGAGAUGUAUCUCCUCGGUGCCGUGUACGGUUUUGUCCUCGGCGGAGUGAGCGGAUACUGCCGGAGUGUUUAUGGCGAACUAAUACCACCAGGAUUCGAGGCCGCUUUCUAUGCCUUGUAUGCUGUCACAGACAAGGGCUCCAGCAUCUUCGGUCCUACUAUCGUAGGCGCGCUUACAGAUAAAUAUGGCGAUAUCAGAUAUGCGUUCUGGUUUCUUGCUGUGCUACUUGCAUUGCCGAUACCGUUGAUUGCGGCGGUGAAUGUUGACCGGGGCAAAGAGGAGGGGAGGCUGCUGGCGGAGGAAGAACUUAUGCUUAGCGCUCCGCAUGUGGUGGAGGAUUUGUCGUAUGGCAUAUGA
Molecule: messenger RNA, 1869 nt
Organism: Morchella importuna
Lineage: Eukaryota; Fungi; Ascomycota; Pezizomycetes; Pezizales; Morchellaceae
Exons: 5
Coding region: 1-1869 (622 amino acids)
Biological process (GO): amino acid transmembrane export from vacuole
Source: RefSeq, a predicted model, not a curated record